AUGCUUCCAUUAAUACUACUACUUGCUGUACCGUCAGUCUACACUGAAAAUUUUUCAUACAUUUAUAAUGGAGUUAAAUAUUCAAAACAAUCUAUAUUAUCUAUAAAAGGACUUCCCACAAAUCUAGUCGCCAAUCCAAAUACUGAAGACAUAUUAUUUACUUUAAUUGAUAUAGAAACACUACAAAACGAUGACGUACAGACGAAAAUGGAUCAAUAUAUAUUAAAAAAUAAUGAACCCAUCAAAAUUGAUAAUGUGAAUGGUCAAGCGGCUGCAGUAGAUAUUAAACAUAAUAGAGUAUACAUAGCAAGUGACCGUGGACUUAACACAUUAAAUAAUACGAACAAAGCCAAUUUUAUAGCACUAUUGAACGAAGACAUAACACAGCUGUUCAAACCUCAAAAUAAUGGAAAAAUAUAUGCAGUGAUAUAUCCUGACAGUGAAGUAUAUGAAGUAGACUUGGAGAAGAAUGAGAAAGUGAAAGUGGGCAUACCUUGUGCCUUCAUGCUAGCUGUAGAUAAUAAAGGAAAUAUUUUUUACGAAUGUGAUUCAAAAUAUGUUAAGGUUUUGUUAAAAGAUUUCCAAGAGCCUAUUGAAUUUGUUGGUAUCCCGAAAAAUUCGGCUCGAGCGUUAGCAGUGGAUAAAAACGAUAGGGUUAUUUUGGCUGCUAACGAUGGCUUAUAUUGGUUGAAACCGAAUUCAGUGAUACCUGAAAAGUUGAUGAAUUUAGACUUCGUGCCUUCCGGCAUCGCUUUCUUGGAUGAUAGGUUUUAUUUAUCUACAAAUGGAAUUAUAUAUGAAUUUGAAAUUUCUGAAUCU
Messenger RNA from Brenthis ino (lesser marbled fritillary), 819 nucleotides. The record is from the annotation of a GenBank genome assembly. NCBI's taxonomy places the organism in Eukaryota, Metazoa, Arthropoda, Insecta, Lepidoptera, Nymphalidae.